Malus domestica (apple) is the source of this 1866-nucleotide messenger RNA. RefSeq names its product protein NRT1/ PTR FAMILY 2.13-like. The record is from RefSeq and is a predicted model, not a curated record. Lineage: Eukaryota; Viridiplantae; Streptophyta; Magnoliopsida; Rosales; Rosaceae. Gene Ontology annotation, molecular function: transmembrane transporter activity. Gene Ontology annotation, biological process: transmembrane transport. Gene Ontology annotation, cellular component: plasma membrane.
AUGGCUAGGGAUAAAAUUAAGAACAGCUCUUUCUUCUCCUUCUGCUUCAUCAGAAAACUUAAACUAGCAAACCCUAACUAUGAUCAGUCUCCAUCCUCAGAGGCAUUAUUGCCUCCGAACGGUGACCAUCUCCACCGAUCUGAUUCGAGCACAGUAGUCCAAUCAAAGCCCGGAUGGAAGGCCGUGAUUUACAUCUUAGGAAAUGAAUCAAUUGAGAAGAUGGCAUCAUAUGGGCUGACAAUAAACUUCAUGGUGUAUUUGGUGAGGGAGUAUCACAUGGAGCAGGUUCCUGCUGCCAACAUGAUUAACAAUUGGGCAUCUUCCUGCUUUUUAUUGACAGUCAUUGGUGGCUCCAUCGCUGAUAUCUACCUUGGCAAAUUUCUCACCAUUGCUUUGGCUUCCUUUGCAACACUUCUGGGGAUGCUAACAGUAACCCUGACAGCCUUUGUGCCACAACUGAGGCCUCCACCUUGCACUCUUAAUGGACAACAACAGCAAUGUGUCUCCAGCACAAAAACCCAGCUGGGUCUUUUGAUUGUUGGGUUAUGCGGGCUGGGUUUAGGAACUGGAGGAAUUAGGCCCUGCAGCAUUCCCUUUGGGGUUGAUCAAUUUGAUUCCGCCACCGUCGAAGGAAGAAAAUCAGUCACUAGAUUUUUGAAUUUGUAUUACGCUAUAUCUUGUAUGGUAAUUUUGAUCAACCAAUCCCUAGUGAUGUACAUUCAAGACUCUGUGAGUUGGGCAUUAGGAUUUGCAAUUCCUACCCUGCUCAUGUCAUGUGCAAUUCUCCUCUUUUUUGGGGGGUCCAAAAUUUACUUCUAUGUGAAGCCGGAAGGAAGCACAUUUUCCAGUUUUGCACAAGUUCUUGUAGCGGCAUACAAGAAGCGUCAUCUUAAGCUUCACAAUGAUGAUAGGGUUCAUGGUGUUUUCUCCGAUGAUGAUUCAUCAAAUGGAAAUGGACGUAGAGUAAUCAACAAGCUUCAUCUCUCAACAGAAUUUAGCUUCUUGAAGAAAGCUGCUUUAGUAGUGGACAAUGAACUAAAAGAUGAUGGGUCUUGUGCAACUCCAUCGAGGCUAUGUAGCAUUCAACAAGUUGAAGAGGUAAUACGUGUUAUGAAAAUCCUCCCAGUUUCUGUUUCUGGUGUCAUCAGCUUGCUGGCCCUUGCCCAAGAACCAACAUUUGUAGUAUCACAAGCCAUGAAAAUGGAUCGUCACAUUGGACCGAAUUUCGCAAUCCCUGCUGGAUCGGUCAAAAUGAUGUCAAUUAUGACGCUCUUUAUUUCCCUCACGUUGUAUGACCGUGUCUUACAACGAGCCCUAACAAAGUUCACUAAAUGUGAAGAUGGGAUCCCACCUCUUCGAAGAAUAGGAAUCGGGUAUUUCUUCUCUGCUAUGUGCAUGGUGGUGGCGGGACUAGUUGAGCAACAAAGGAGAGCUUUGGCCACAUCACAAGCUUCAUCGAACGGGGUUGUAGCCAUGUCAGUUUUUUGGCUAUUUCCACAGGAAAUGUUGCUUGGACUUUGUGAGAUGUUUGGCGUUGUUGGACUCCUUGAGUUUUACAACAAAGAAUUUCCUGAGACCAUGAAAAGUAUUGGGAAUUCUCUGCUCUAUCUUUGCUUGGCCGGGGCUAGUUGUUUGAGUAGUGUGACGGUGAGCAUUGUGCAUGGUGUUACAGGAAAGCAUGGCCGGCCCAACUGGUUGGACAAUGAUAUCAAUGCCGGCAGAUUGGACUAUUUUUACUUCCUGAUUGCUGGUCUGGGAGUGGUGAAUUUCUUCUAUUUUCUGUUUUGUGCUCGGGGAUAUGCAUACAAGGCUAGUGCAGAAACAGUAGAGAGUUUAGAUGAGAGCUUGGGGCAUCCUUUGGUUUAA